Molecule: messenger RNA, 801 nt
Organism: Mesorhabditis spiculigera
Lineage: Eukaryota; Metazoa; Nematoda; Chromadorea; Rhabditida; Rhabditidae
Source: the annotation of a GenBank genome assembly
AUGCUCGCAGUCAUCGUUGAAAACGACACAUCGCAAUGGCAAGACGAAACCGGUGCUGUCUACCACUUCCCUAAGCGGUACCAAGCCUGGCUUGCCGAAGGAACCGAAGUGAUCUAUUACAAAGGACGCAUCAAGGAUAAAACCUUUGCUUCUAUCCGCCUCAGCGCCGAUCCGCAUUAUUUUGGCAUGGCACGCAUCGGGAAGGUCUACGCAGACCGGAGGAGUGAUAAGGGUGACCUUUUUGCUUUGAUCGAAAACUUCACUCCGUUUGAAGGCGCUAUCCCCUCGAAAAUUAACGGAGUGUACCUAGAGACGGUCCCCGCUACUCGAGUGACCAACUAUUGGCGUGACGGGGUUCGGUCCAUUUCCCAACUGGAUUACGAUGCAAUCCUAAGUCAUGCGAAGCGCCUUUCUCCCCAGGCUGAUCAGGUCGCACCAAAUUUCGAAGGCGAUCCAUUGACCUUUGAAUCGGCCAAUGAAGGCAGCAAAUUAAGUUACUUUGGAACCCGCUACGAGCGCCGGAAAGAUCUGAGGGUGAAGGCCAUUGCUAUCCACGGCCUUGACUGCAAGGCAUGUGGCUUUGAUUUCGAACAGGCGUACGGCGAGCACGCGAAGGGGUUCAUUCACGUUCACCAUAUAGUGCCGAUUUCGGACUUUGGUGGUGAGAAAGCCGUGAAUCCUGAGACUGACCUCGUUACGUUGUGCGCGAACUGUCACGCAGUGGUCCAUCGCAAGCGGCAUAUGACUCUGAGCGUUGAUGAGCUGAAAGGAAUGUUGCGCGGGCGAUGGGUAAUCGAGCCU